Molecule: messenger RNA, 1279 nt
Organism: Belonocnema kinseyi
Lineage: Eukaryota; Metazoa; Arthropoda; Insecta; Hymenoptera; Cynipidae
Gene: Clc
Product: clathrin light chain
Exons: 7
Coding region: 150-776 (208 amino acids)
Biological process (GO): intracellular protein transport; clathrin coat assembly; clathrin-dependent endocytosis
Cellular component (GO): plasma membrane; clathrin coat of coated pit; synaptic vesicle membrane
Molecular function (GO): structural molecule activity; clathrin heavy chain binding
Source: RefSeq, a predicted model, not a curated record
CGUGAAUGAGCCAGCCAUCUCACAAGUUUUUGGUCAACGACAAUUAUUGACGUUUCUAACCUAUAAUUGGAUAUUUGACGUUUACUGUAAAAUUCCAAGAGGGGUGUUUCCGUCUUCGUAAUCCGCGAGAAAUUGAUAAAAUAAAAAGUAUGGACGCGUUUGGCGAUAAUUUUGUCGAACCUGAAGUUGACCCAGCUGCAGAGUUUUUAGCUCGAGAGCAAAAUGAACUCGCAGGAUUAGAAGUUGAAAUUCCUCCCCUGAUAAGUGCUGCUCCAGCUUCCAUUGGCGAUGAUGAUUUGUCCGACAACUUUGAAGAGCUGCAAAUGGGUUCCGGAGACGAUGGGGAAAACGAGAUUCCUCAACCAACAGAAACCAUUCCAGAAAUUUCAUCAGUGACUCCAGUAAUCAAAGAAGAGCCAGAAAAGAUCAAGAAAUGGAGGGAGGAACAGAAAGACAGAUUGGAACAGAAAGACGCUGAAGAGGAGAAGAAGAAACAAGAAUGGAAGGAAGCAGCCAAAAAAGAAUUGGAAGAAUGGUAUAAGCAGCACGCCGAGGCUAUUAGCAAAACUAAAGCUAACAACAGGGAGACCGCCAAGAAUGCAGAGAAACAGUUCGUGGCCGAAGCUGAUGAAGUCGAACCUGGAACCGAGUGGGAACGGAUCGCGAAGCUUUGCGAUUUUAAUCCGAAGUCGGCAAGGACCUCUAAAGACGUUUCCAGAAUGCGCUCCAUUAUUUUGCAGCUCAAGCAAAAUCCGCCAACGCCUAUCAAUUGUUGAUUCCGCAAUUCUGCGCUUUUUUCGACUAGAAAAAUCUAGAAAAGGAAAUUACAGGAAAAAAGGAAAAUUUUCCACAGAGUGGAUAAUUCAAAGAGAUUCCCAAAUGGUUAGAGGUAUUGAUGUUAUGAAAGAAAUAUUCAGAUGGUAAUAAUAUAAAUAUAAUUAUGUGUUAUAAUUAAUUUACUCACCGAGUUCGUCAUCCCGUUGAAUGUACCGGAGGUUUCGAUUUUUUAAUUUUUAAAUAGGAUACCGUCUCUUUAAAACAAUGCUUCUUAGUAAUUAUUACCAUAACGAUUAGCCGAUUCACUUAUAACUAUAUAUUUCGAAAAAUUGUAACGUUAUUGCAUUCCAUUAAUUGUUUAGAUUCUCGCCUCUAGGAAGAAUAUUAAUUUGUAUUUUAUGUACCUGGGAAACCUUUUUCGAAUCUCUGUGCAUAUUAUUCUAGAAGAAUAUUCUAUCCACUGUUCAAGGUGAUUACAAAUAAAUAAUUUUAAGACGAUAAA